Laccaria bicolor S238N-H82 is the source of this 608-nucleotide messenger RNA. RefSeq lists its product as uncharacterized. The transcript has 4 exons. The record is from RefSeq and is a predicted model, not a curated record. NCBI's taxonomy places the organism in Eukaryota, Fungi, Basidiomycota, Agaricomycetes, Agaricales, Hydnangiaceae. Bases 67 to 267 code for a protein of 66 amino acids.
CGCAAGACUUCGACCAGACUCUUUUUAUAUCAGAAGCCAAGACAGGCAAUAUUUCACUCGAGAACCAUGUCCCUCAAGCCGUGUGUGAAAUGUACAAAAGACAUCAUCCGUGGAGCUGUGAUCGAUGGGCACAACUGGAUUUUCCUUGUCCUUAAAAUCCACUCUAGUGGUGAUGGUGCCAUAUAUGCUCAGUCUUUGCAACGGACUCGGCUCAUGAGCGUAGUCCUCUUGGUGACGAAGAAAUUUCACGCACAAUGUGUGAUGUGAUCGCUGGAAUCAUCGGAUAUUGGAUAGAGCAUAGCAGCGAAGAUAUCGGAGAUGAUGACUGAUUCCGUGUAGAGUGGAAAUAGGUAGCAUGCUGUUCGUUGAACAGGUCAGAGGUCGAAGGACUGGGCUGAGUGAUUCAGGUGAGGGUGGACUCUCGGAAGGGGACAGAGAGUUCUGGAAUAUGGGGUUCUGGUCUGCUGCAUAUGAAGGACCAGCUCCAAUAGCACCUGGACGAGCUGCAGAGUCGUCGAGGUGACGAUAAGCAGUGAUCCUCCUACGCUGUAGACUCCACUCGGCUAAAACACACGAGCGUCAUUACAGACGACCUUCGCUUUGCUCAA